AUGAGCUGGGCCCACCAAUGCAAAACCACUCUUCCUGCUGGAAAAGAAAAGAAGUUCACUGGAGGAGCCUACGACAGCAGUUUUGAAAGGUACAGGGGGGCAGGAGAGCGGGCUAGAGGGCGGACAGCCCGGGCACACGUGCCCAGCUCCGGCAGAGACACAACGCCGGGUGCAUCGCGGGGGCAGCGCGAUAAAACAGCCCGAAACUCUGCCCGCCGGUGCGGCAAUAAAAACGCCCCGAUGAAAACACCCACUUCCCCUGCGCCCCCACGAGCCGAACGCGGCGGGGCGGGCACCGGCCCCGGGCCCAGCCCGCACCUCCGCCCCGCCCGGGCCGGACCAGGAACCUGGGAGCGGGUCCCGUCCGCACAUUCUUACUGUCUUGUGCCUGUUAACGAGGGCUUUGUGUUUUGCAGGAAAGCCGAGGAGUAUCUGCGGCUGUCCCAGGUGAAGUGCACGGGGUUAAUGGCUCAAAUGACGGCGACGAGCAGCGCUGUGAUGUGCCUGGACCUGGCUGCGAGUUUCAUGAAACAACCGAUUGACAAAAGCUACUGUGUUAAACUCUCUGGGUUGAACAAGAACACCUACCAGAACUCUAUGAAGUCCUUGGAGUGUUUGCUGGAGGUGAACCCCAGGCUGGGAAUGCGAGACUUGGCUGUGCAAUUUUGCUGCACAGAGGCAGUGAACAUGGCUGCAGAAAUACUUCAGAGGUAUGAAUCCAGCCUUUCUGAAGCACAGAGGAUGGACCUUGAUUUCUCAAAACCACUUUUUUUAACAGCUUCACUAUUCACUGCAUGCAGGUGUUUGAAGCUAAAAGUGGACAAAACUAAAAUGGUGGCUACAUCUGGAGUGAAAAGAGCAAUAUUUGACCGGCUGUGCAAUCAGCUGGAGAAGAUAAGCCAGCACCUCAGAAAAGAAGAUGUUCCACUGGCUGCAGAGACACCUGAAAGCCUGCAGACCUGCCUGGAGCACUGUGAGCAGGAAGAUGGAUCUGAAGAUGAUGAGGAGAAGCCACGUAAACGGCCAAAGACUGAAACAAAGCAGGACUAUGAAGAAUGGAAAAAGAAAAUCCUGGAAAAUGCUGCUAAGGCACAAGAGACAAAUAGUACUGCCUCUGUAAUGCCACCCAGUAAUGCAACUGCUGCUUGCCCUUAAUCUUAACUCUCCCUUGUGCUCUAACAGUAGUUCCAGUAGCAUGAGUGAUGGCUGCCUGGUAGCCAGCUACCUUAUUUAGCUUUUAAGUAUUGAAGAAUGUUACUUUUAAUAAAAUGACACCAGGAUUGAGGUGAUUUUACAGGAAGCCUGUCUUGACUACUCACCUGGCUGGUACCUGAGCAGCUUUGGCAUUAAGGGGGUAAAAUAGCUUCAUUCUCUUGCUGCAAGAAACGGGGAACAUUCUAAUGCUACGUUCUAAUGCUACUUUAAGUGUAAAUAAGUGACAACUUACAGGCCCUUGAGCCCCUGGCUGGAAGCAGUCAGUGAAAUAAGAGGGAGGGGACUAAUUGUGCCUUGUUAAACUGCAAAGCCAGCAGAGAAGUUAAGAUUUUUUUUUUAAAUUGCUUUUAUUUUUUUACUAUUGAAGAAAUACUGUUUAGUAACUGAAUUUGACUUAUUUUCAUGUGUAUAAGAAUGAAGUCUCUUGUCCUUUUUUAAAGGAGUCCCAAAUAUUGCAAGAAACAAUAAAAGUACUGGAAGGAAAA
Corapipo altera (White-ruffed manakin) is the source of this 1700-nucleotide messenger RNA. RefSeq names its product origin recognition complex subunit 6 (gene ORC6). Gene Ontology annotation, biological process: DNA replication initiation; DNA replication. The transcript has 7 exons. Gene Ontology annotation, molecular function: DNA binding. The record is from RefSeq and is a predicted model, not a curated record. Gene Ontology annotation, cellular component: nuclear origin of replication recognition complex. NCBI's taxonomy places the organism in Eukaryota, Metazoa, Chordata, Aves, Passeriformes, Pipridae. Bases 1 to 1155 code for a protein of 384 amino acids.